CAAAGAAAAAGCAUAAAAGCAUAAAUGUAUUUACAGUUUACAAACAGAAAUAACUAUAACAACAGCAUAGAGCGGAGCGCUUUAAAUAUAACGUAAAUAAAAAAGCCAAUAGCAAUAAAAUCAUUCUAACCAGCUGCUGAAAGCAAUCCACAGUGCAGCGAACGGGGCCAGCUGCAGAGCGAGCUGAGAGCGGACGAUGAAUAAUCUACUGCAGGAUAUACAAAACAAAUACUCAUUUCUGGAUAAUCUAUUCAGUCACGUAUGGAAAUGCAUUAUUCAAUCGAAUUUAAAGCUCAAGCUCCAACUGCGAAAUAUUCAGUGGAAGAAUGCCAAAGCAAAGCCCGGCUGCGCCUACCAACCCACAGAAAUCGAACAAGUGGCAAAUGUUAUCACCCAUGGCAUUUGGAUAGUUCCCGCCGUUUUUGCCGUCAUCAAGCUCUUUGAGCGCUCUAACAGCUAUAGCCAAUAUUUAGUCUCAUGGGUCUAUGGCACCACGCUCUGUAUGCUGUUCACAGUUUCCACAUUUUUUCACUGCUCUUGCUACUGUGCCGAACAUAAACCGCCAAAAAACUACAAUGCUUGGCCCACAUUCGGCUGGCAGACGUAUCAGGGUCUAAAGAAUGUCUUGCAUCGCUGCGAUCGUGCCAUGAUCUAUGUGUUUAUUGCCGGCUCAUAUUUUCCUUGGUUGACGCUGGAGAAUACCGACCAUUCGGCUACACUCUUUUGUAUGGAAUGGAUUAUUUGGCUAAUGGCUGCUAUUGGGAUUGCUUACCAACAACUCUACCACGAACGCUACAAAUGUCUGGAGACCUUCUUCUAUAUUGUCAUGGGCCUGGGUCCGGCGCUCGUUGUCAUGCUCACGGGACAUCAUUUUAAUGGCAUGUUGCAGUUGAAGUUCGGCGGUGCCUUCUAUAUACUGGGCAUUAUAUUUUUUAAGUCAGAUGGUCUAAUUCCCAUGGCUCACGCCAUUUGGCAUCUGUUCGUGGUGCUCGCCGCUGGCUGUCAUUAUUAUGCGAUUUUAGUAAACUUAUAUCCGAAUGACUCCAAUCAUUUACAAACUAGUAGCUAAGUUAAUGCUAGGUAUGGGCAUAGCUCACGGCUCACGGCUCCAAGGACCUUAUCGUUGAAUGUACUUAACUAACUGACCAACGGUUCCAUUAAUGGUAGAUGGUGACCCACCAAAACUCUAUUUGAUUACGAAUUGUAUAUUUGAAGUUGUUUUUAUUAUUUUUCUUUUUUUUGUUUUUUUUUGUAUUGAUAGUUUCUGAGAUAACUGAAUGUAUUCCUUCCUACCAACAACCCAUAUAAGUUACUGCUCCAAAAUUAGCCAAAUUUUGUACAAAGUUUAUAGUAUUUAAUUAAUUUGUUUUUGUGUGGUACGAGUUGAGUUUUGCAAACGGAUUUAUAUAUUGUACGAUAGCUGUAGUUCUAGAUGUAGUAAGUUAUAAAAUUUGUUAGAAUAAGGUAAAGGAUUCUGAAGAUAUUCGAUAAUGAAAACGUAUCUUGUGAUCAACAUCUGCGGUCUUGCCAAAGAUUGGAAUGGAAAUUAUUAAUUCUCAAAUCAUAUAUAAUAUAAGAACAUUCAUAUAUAUAUACAUAAAUCUAUACGUAUAUAUAUGACCGAUUUUCUUGUAGGUAGACCAAACACCUAUACACACAUAUAUAUAUAUUUAUUUUUUUCUAUAUAUAUCAUAUAACUAGCUCACAUAUGACAAUGUGUGCUUUAAAGACUAACAAAGUGUACAAACUCCAAUAGUAGAACUUGAACUUCAACUUUGACGAUUAAAUCAACGCCUUUCAAAAUACUGGAAGCCCGCCUAAAUGAACAUAUACACACAUAGUUAUAUAAAGACCUAUGUAUGCUAUAAUAUAUUACAAAUAUAAUUAGUUAUAGAACGAACAUAAGCUUAACGCGAGCCAAUGUUUGAGUGAAGGUGUUAGUUAGCCAGUCUGUUGUUCAGCGUGUUAUGUUACUAAGUAGAUAAUUGCUCAGGGAAUACUUAUGCAGACCGCAUUGGUGCUGUCUAUCGGCGGUGUAUGAUUGCUAUGGGGUGCAAAACGAAUUCAUUGGUUCGUGGUUAACGCACUUAACUUGUAUACACAAUUGUUUUUGGAUGUUUGGCGAAUUCCGAAGUGGAUUAUACAAUGAAUUAUUGCUGAGCAGAAUUUAUAUAUUACAAAGGCAUGAAAUGAAUUAUACAUUUGUAAAAUUACUUAAAUAUUAUAUAUAUAUACUACCUAUACAAAUACUAGAUAUAUCUAUGAAUCUAUACAAUAAAUAUAUUCCUGGUAUGAAAGGUCAAUCAA
This is a messenger RNA of Drosophila mojavensis, 2307 nucleotides long. RefSeq names its product monocyte to macrophage differentiation factor. Gene Ontology annotation, molecular function: pore-forming activity. Gene Ontology annotation, cellular component: membrane. NCBI's taxonomy places the organism in Eukaryota, Metazoa, Arthropoda, Insecta, Diptera, Drosophilidae. The transcript has 5 exons. Bases 197 to 1069 code for a protein of 290 amino acids. The record is from RefSeq and is a predicted model, not a curated record.